AUGGCGUUCAAUCCACCGGACUAUUUGUCAAUACCCGGAGGAGAUGGCUCCGUUCCUGCAAGCCAAUCCAUGCGCAACCCCUUACUAAGACCACUUGAAGGUAGCGAACUUGGUGCUACAUUUUUGAAACAUCAAGAGGUAUCUUCAUUCUUAAAAGGUGCGCAACCAGGACGUAUGGUUGGUGAGGUACUUGGGAUGUGUCCUGCAAAGGAGAUACGCCAAAAGUUGGAAAUGAACACUGCUAGUGAUCUAGAACGUGCAUCAAGUUCUAAGAUUAACCCACGGUUAGCAUUAAAAAGCUUUCAAAGAUCAGAUGCAAGUAAAGUAUUCAAACCAGAAGAAACAAGACCAGCAGUAUGGUGCCGUCGUACAAUAUUCAAUAUUUUGUGCUACUAUGUAGAUGCAGACCUUAUACGGAAGCCAUACCUAAUGUCGAAGAACUUCUCAUACCUUGAUGUCUACAAUUUCUUGAGGGACCGGCUUCGUAGCAUAUGGCAGGAUUUGACGGUACAACAUUGCGCUAAACAUCGGGCAUAUAUCGAGUGCUUCGAGAUAAGUAUCCGGUUCCUAAUCUACUCGAAUGAAGUGUUAUGUGAAAAUGAGGAAUAUGACAUUGCGCAGAAUCGGGGGCUGAUGAAUACAUGCCUCGACAAACUAAUGGAAGGAUAUGAAGCUGUACAUAAAUAUAAGACUUUGAGGCAAUCUAAACGUCAUACGGCAUUGUGUUCCGAUAAAUAUCCGAACUAUAACGAAGUUAUGGAUGUUUUGGUAUACAGUUCACCUCAUGAACCAGAGUUUUGGGGAUACAGACUCUUGAUGCAUAUUCCACAGUUACUUUUACCGGGUGGUUCUGCAACAUUCUGUGAUAUUAGACAGCGUAUGCCACCGGAGUUGCGCGAAAAUGCGUUGGUGCGAUUUGCUAUCGAGGUUUGCCAUUCGGCAGCAGCAGGUAAUUUAUACCGUUAUUUCACACUCAUGAGAGCUGAAGAGUGCCCGGCAUUAUAUGCUGCACUUAUGAAUAGGUUUGCUAUAUGUUUACGUGUCCAAUUUCUAGAGACCUUGGUUACACGUAAAAUAGCAAAACGACAUGUUAAUCCAUUGGAUAUCGAUACUUUUAAUGCCCUGUUUGGAUUUGAAGGCGAACCUCCAUCAAAUGCUGAAAAGAUGCUUACAAAGUAUGAUAUAACUGUAUAUUCAACGGAUGAUAAAAAGUUUCUGGAUCUAGAAACUGUUAAUGCAAAUCAAUUAGGAUACGAUAGAGCGUUACUACAGAAACUUACAAACAAAUUCCAAACAAGUAGUAGUAUUGUUCGUGGUAAACUUGAUAGUUUCGAAUCACGACAGCUCGUUUUUGACCCGGAUUUUGAAUAUCCAGCUGGAACAGGCCCUGACACAUGUGGUACGCCGUUUGUUCCCGAGGAGCCGGUGGAAAAGGCACCUGUAACUACAACAUCACCAAAUAUUGCUGGAUUUGGUAUGGGCACGUUCCAAGGUUUCAAGCCGUUACCAAUACCCGGUGGGAAUAAUAUGGCUAUCCCUGCAACUGGGUUCAUGUCCAAAGUGACGCCUUCAGGGUUCGAGGCGCCGGUAUUUGGUACAUCUGGGUUUGCUUUCGGGUCCGCCUCAACCAAUACCGAAUCUAAACCGUUCACUUUGUUUGGCUUCUCUACACCGGUUACUGAAGUUAAACCUGCGACAACGGAUACCACGCCGCAAAAAACAUUCGGUAACAUAUUCGGUACCGCUUCUAGUAUCACUAAUGUAAACCCAUUUGCCGCGGUUUCCACGGUUGAUGGAAAAUCACCAGUCAAACCGUUCAGUUUUGGGCCAAUUUUCGGUACAGUGGCAAAAGAUAGCAACCCUUUUGCUUUCACCCCGCCAUCGGGGUCUUCGGGUUUCGAUGUUAACCCUUUCGGUGCUGUUUCGACGUCACCGGAUGUUGCUGUGAAACAAAGCGUUGCUACGUUGUCAACAAACGAAGAUGGAGAUACUCCAAAACCAUUUUCCUUUUUGCAAUCAAAACCCAUUGGGAGCGAGGGUAUCAUGCCACUAUUUUCACCACCCGUACAAGAGGCUGCCACAAAGCAGCCUCCAUUGCCAUUAUUCUCCAUACCGAAGAAUGAUGAUAUAGCGAAACCGGCGGAUGAUAGAGUCCAACCAUCGGAGAACAUCGACUCGGUGGAACCUAUUUCUAAAAGUCGUGUUCCAACAGUGAGUGAAACAGAGAAAACGGAACCGCCGCUGUUUCCAUCAGUUGCUCUAGAUACUAAUGAUGAUCAAUCCACCCCUGUUGUAUCAAGCAGUGGUACCACAGGGUUGUUUGGUGUGCCUAAGGUUACAUUCGGUAUCCCGGAGAGUAAGUCAGGGCACAAGGAUAAGCCAGAGACGUUAUCGGCGGUGUCUAAGCCCUUGCCUGCACCGAAGCCAACGACCACUGCUAAAAAGUUAGUGGUUUCGAUAACACAACCGGUUGUUGAAAGUGUGAUGAAACGAUACCAACGAUAUAAGUCACUGAAGCAUGUUAAGGUGAAGAAACCUAAAGUGAGCCGUGAUAUCAACGUAGCACGUAUAUCUGGUACUUCACAGUUGCCUUCUGGGUACCGUGUACUAUCCAAUUUCCGUGCUAUAGUUGCUUCUAUAAUCAAGAGUGUUUUAGGCGGUGGGAAAGUAUCGUCCUCUCAGGACGAACGGCCAUUAAACAGCUGUGUAUCAAAUCCGCAUACCAAGCGUCGAUGUCGUCGUAGUAUAAUGUCACCUACUUCCGAUGCCGAUGAGAGUUUGAAGGGUAGCGAAAAUGUUGAGAUGUUAUCUGCGGUACCAAGGGUUCAAUUCCAAAACUAUACGAGUGAAUUAAGUUUACGGGAUGUUAGUACGCAUCGAGGAUUAGAUGUUAUUUAUCUUAACCGUCGUGGUAGUCAACGUUUUUUGAUGAAGAGAUAUGUUGAUCAUUUGUUGGAUCGUGGCAUCAUGCGUAUAAUCACACCUUGCUAUACAUGUGUCUCGUGUUGCGAGGGUAGCGAUACCGAUCUGUUUAAAAUACUAAAUUCCCUUGGUUACACCUCUGUUAAAGUGACCCUUAGGCUCUGUAGAGUUCUGGGUUUUGUCAUACGCCGGACAGCUAGAAUGACCAAGGCAGUUGCUACGUACAUCGGUAAGAGGUUAAGGGAUAAGGAUGAUUAUUCCAUUGUGGCCAGUGCUACCGAUGCUCUUGGCGAUUUGAGCUACAUGGAUGUGUAUCGGGUAACCGAUGGUGCAUUCAAGGAGCUUGCAAGUUCCACAAGGGCACAGGCUUUGGCAACUGGGAGGUACAUUGCCAGUGUCUAUGACGGUUCCUCCAGGUUACUGAACAGGAUAACAGAUUUUGUUAACCGUUCUAAGGAAGAUAGCAGUUACCCGUUAGAAUCACUUUUGCGGAUGACAAUAGAACAUAUCGGUGACCUUAGCAAGGGUACACAUGCGGCAUUAGUGGAAACGGUAAAUAACAGUAAUAAGGUCCAUGAUAGAGAUAUUUGGGCUGCUGGUAUACUAUGGCAUGUAUCUUUUUUCAACCCUCUGGCGCUACGUAGCGAGUUGGUAGCUUCCGGUUAUAAUGGCGACAAUGAUACAUUUGCGGAGGAUCUCAUCAGCCGGUAUAUUGCGGACUACCAAGUAUCGGAUUAUGCUCUAAGAUUGAAGGAGGAUGUGUUACAUAUGGCUGGUUUUGACAUGGCGGCAGAUAGGCUUUUACCUGGUAUAGUUGGGUAUAAGCGUAGUAUGGUCCACUGCUGUAGCGCAAAAGCAAUCGAGACUCGAACCAAGAAAGGUGAUGUCAAGUGUUCAAGUUUACCUGUGGCUGUACUGGCAUCUGUUAGUGUAAAUGAUGAUUCUGGUGACUCUCAGCGUUUAUGUCAUGAAUACAGAGGGAGUAGAUCUUCAUCUAUGCCUAGUGAUAGAUGUGGGUACCGUUUUUAUCGGAAUGUAUACGCCAUAGGUGAUGACGAUUUGCGUUGUAACAAUACGGUAUCGAUUGCUUUAUACGCAUUAUCGAAGCCAGUGUAUAUAGGGCGAUCUGAUUUCUUCCGUGAUAUGUUCACUCGUGAGAUGGUACCUGAUAUGUCCAUGCAACGUGUCGAACUUUGUAGCAUAGAUUGCUAUGGCAUAAUCUCUACAUUGAUGCAUUCUAGCGGCCCUGAAUUGGGAGGACACUAUCAAACAUGUCUCGUGUGCUACCGUCUAUCGGUAUCACAACUGGAUCUCCUGAUGUUGUAUGAAUACUUCAACACGAGUUUGCCAAAUACUGUGAGCAUAUGUGGCUGUGCUGAUAAGAAUCAUGACCUUUGCGCUACAAGGGUACGCCAAACUAUCUCUUCGGUGUCAGAGUUGAUGCUAACUGAGGUUAUAAACUAUGCUUCUAAGCUAAAGGCAACCAUUGAUGCUAGUUUGCUGCGAUCCCGAGUUGUAUUUUCGUGUGUUGGUUUUGAAUUACACCAAGACGAAUGUGAUGAUUUCGCUAUGGAAAACGAUACGAGUGACAAUAGGUCGUCCAAGGCCGAUGUCUGCCAAGGUCCACAAUUGAUCCCACGUAUGUUAUAUUCUGAGGGUUUCUCAGAAGGUAUGUUUGACGCUGCAGAGACUACUCUCCGUUCUCAAGGCUGUUUCGUGUUACAGAAGCCUUUUGAGAUACCAGAUAUACAUGAUUUUUUAGUAAAUGAGAUGCGUAGAUCAACUGCGGUUGCGGAUCAGGUCCCAGUGUGUCCUAAAGUUAUACUACGUGAUUCUUUGGACGAGCUGAUAUCCCGUGUCGAAUUGAAUUUUGGACGUAGUCACUGGGAUAUAUUUAAUGUAUCCGGGGUUGUUCAGGAUGUAUCUGUAAUGGAAGAUUUCGGGUUAGACACUAGGUCGCUAUGUGAAUAUUCCAAGGACUCCUUUUUGACGUUGCUACAAUUAUUUAAGGCAGCGUCUGAACAUUCAGAUGAUACAUCAUGUGAGAGCAUACUGGCGUCACGUGUCCUAUCUGCUGUUAUAAUACGCCGGUAUUAUGUACCUUACAUCAUCGGACUCCUUAUGUCUACGACAUAUGGUCACUAG
Molecule: messenger RNA, 5067 nt
Organism: Babesia sp. Xinjiang
Lineage: Eukaryota; Apicomplexa; Aconoidasida; Piroplasmida; Babesiidae
Exons: 2
Coding region: 1-5067 (1688 amino acids)
Biological process (GO): mRNA export from nucleus
Cellular component (GO): nucleus; transcription export complex 2; cytoplasm
Source: RefSeq, a predicted model, not a curated record